Molecule: messenger RNA, 5825 nt
Organism: Dipodomys ordii (Ord's kangaroo rat)
Lineage: Eukaryota; Metazoa; Chordata; Mammalia; Rodentia; Heteromyidae
Gene: Znf629
Product: zinc finger protein 629
Exons: 3
Coding region: 108-2645 (845 amino acids)
Source: RefSeq, a predicted model, not a curated record
GGGACAGGGCGCUCGGGGGUUACGUCCCCCGGGGCCCGAUCCGCCCUCGGGCUGCUUCCCAGACCCCCGAGCCGGUCCCUGAAGCCUUCGCAGUCCUGAGCUGUGGGAUGGAGCCCGAGACAGUGCUGUGGGGCCCGGAUCUGGAGGCUCCUGAAGAGAGUCCAGAUGAGGCUCACAGAGGUGCCGAGAGUGGGAAUGAAGAGGACAGCCCUCGGCGGGGAAGUGCUGGGGAGGAGAUCAUCCUGGGAGAUCCAGCUCAGAGUCCAGAACCCAAGGACCCACCAGCCCCCCGGGAUUCCCCCACCCCCUUAGACCACCAGACCCCUGGCGACCCCCCAGCCCCGGAGGCAGUGCCUCCCCCAUCCGAGUGGACCAAGGCCUGCGAGGCCAGUUGGCAGUGGGGGACGCUCACCCCGUGGAACAGCCCCCCCGUGGUCCCCGCCAGCGAGCCCAGUCUGCGGGAGCUGGUGCAGGGCCGGCCGGCCGGGGCGGAGAAGCCGUACAUCUGUAACGAGUGCGGGAAGAGCUUCAGCCAGUGGUCCAAGCUGCUGCGGCACCAGCGCAUCCACACGGGCGAGAGGCCCAACACGUGCUCCGAGUGCGGCAAGAGCUUCACGCAGAGCUCGCACCUGGUGCAGCACCAGCGCACGCACACGGGCGAGAAGCCCUACAAGUGCCCCGACUGCGGCAAGUGCUUCAGCUGGAGCUCGAACCUGGUGCAGCACCAGCGCACGCACACGGGCGAGAAGCCCUACAAGUGCACCGAGUGCGAGAAGGCGUUCACGCAGAGCACCAACCUCAUCAAGCACCAGCGCUCGCACACGGGCGAGAAGCCCUACAAGUGCGGCGAGUGCCGGCGCGCCUUCUACCGCAGCUCCGACCUCAUCCAGCACCAGGCCACGCACACGGGCGAGAAGCCCUACAAGUGCCCCGAGUGCGGCAAACGCUUCGGCCAGAACCACAACCUGCUCAAGCACCAGAAGAUCCACGCCGGCGAGAAGCCGUACCGCUGCACCGAGUGCGGCAAGAGCUUCAUCCAGAGCUCGGAGCUCACGCAGCACCAGCGCACGCACACCGGCGAGAAGCCCUACGAGUGCCUCGAGUGCGGCAAGAGCUUCGGCCACAGCUCCACGCUCAUCAAGCACCAGCGCACGCACCUGCGCGAGGACCCCUUCAAGUGCCCCGUGUGCGGCAAGACCUUCACGCUGAGCGCCACGCUGCUGCGCCACCAGCGCACGCACACGGGCGAGCGGCCCUACAAGUGCCCCGAGUGCGGCAAGAGCUUCAGCGUCAGCUCCAACCUCAUCAACCACCAGCGCAUCCACCGCGGCGAGCGGCCCUACAUCUGCGCCGACUGCGGCAAGAGCUUCAUCAUGAGCUCCACGCUCAUCCGCCACCAGCGCAUCCACACCGGCGAGAAGCCCUACAAGUGCUCCGACUGCGGCAAGAGCUUCAUCCGCAGCUCGCACCUCAUCCAGCACCGGCGCACGCACACCGGCGAGAAGCCCUACAAGUGCCCCGAGUGCGGCAAGAGCUUCAGCCAGAGCUCCAACCUCAUCACGCACGUGCGCACGCACAUGGACGAGAACCUCUUCGUGUGCUCCGACUGCGGCAAGGCCUUCCUGGAGGCCCACGAGCUCGAGCAGCACCGGGUGAUCCACGAGCGGGGCAAGGCCCCCGCGCGGAGAGCCCAGGGCGACGCCCUGCUGGGCCUCGGGGACCCCGCCCUGCUCACCCCGCCGCCCGGAGCCAAGCCGCACAAGUGUCUGGUGUGUGGCAAGGGCUUCAACGACGAGGGCAUCUUCAUGCAGCACCAGCGGAUCCACAUCGGCGAGAACCCCUACAAGAACGCCGACGGCCUCCCCGCGCCCCCCGCCCCCAAGCCCCCCCAGCUCCGCCCCCCGAGGCUCCCUUUCGGAGGCAACUCCCACCCCGGGGCGGCAGAGGGCCGAGCGGACCCCCCGGGACCGCCCUUGAAAGCGUCCGAGGCUCAGGAAGGCCUGGGCCACAGGCUGGGGGGGCUGCUGGCCUCCAAGUCCUACAUCUGUUCGCACUGUGGCGAAAGCUUCCCGGACCGCGCGGCGUUCCUCCAACACCAGCUCACGCACGGCGGCGGCGUGGGGAGGACCGGCCCCGGGGAAGGGUCCGGGCCCAGCCCCUUCCUCGGCAGAAAGCCCUUUAAAUGCCCAGAGUGCAAAAAGAGCUUUGGCCUCAGCUCAGAGCUGCUCCAGCACCAGAAAGUCCACGCGGGCCGGAAGUCCCAGAAGAACCCCGAGGUGGGGAAGAGCUCCUCCGUCCUCCUGGAGCACCUCAGGAGCCCUCUCGGGGCCCGACCCUACAGCUGCUCCGACUGCGGGGCCUCCUUCCUCGAUCGCCUGGCCCUCCUCCGCCACCAGGAAACCCACACCCAAGAAAAGCCCCCCAGGUCCGAGGACCCCCUGCCCGAGCCAGCCAGCCUAGCCACAAGCCAGGCAGCGGAGGGAGGGGCCCCCGCCCCCGCCCCGAGCAGCAGCCACGGGGAAGGGGAGAGCCCCAAAGCCCCCUUGGAAGAGAAGCCCUAUGUGUGCCCGGAGUGUGGAGACGGCUUCACAGAAGUGGCCGCCCUCCUCCUCCACGGGAGCUGUCACCCGGGUGUCUCCCUGUGAGAUGGAUUUAGAGACCAGGGGCCUCUCUCUAGAGAGAGGAACACUGGAUUUCCCCCACUCUCCCCACCCCACACACCACCCCACACACGCAAAUAACAAGUGGGGGGAAGGAGGACAACCCGAUCUUUCUGUAGAGAAGCGGGAGGGAAAGAACCCUGGGGGAAAAUAGUGCUUUUACACCAGUGAUGAGAAAUCCUUAUAAAAUUGUCCGUGGGAAUCACUUGUAAGGCAGUAGAGAAAAACUGUUGGGUUAGAAACCCUAUACCUAUGUAGGAAAAUAAAGUCCUUUAAGUCUGUAGCAGAAAAACCCUAUAAACCAUAGUGGACAAAAGCCCUAUUAAUUGUAGGAAGAGGUCCUAAUAUGUCUCUAGACGAACUCCAUAAAACCGUAUCCAGAUCCUAUUGGGCCAGGGUGGUACAGCUGGCAUUGACUUGAGAGGGUAACUCCCAGAAUGCAUAGGGUUACACCCUCCCUACACCUGCUCCACUUCUCCCAGCCACCUUGGACACUUAUACUGAAGACAAAGCUCAGCUGGGGGAUAGUGUAGGAAUGGGUGGAACUGGAAGAUGACAAAUGAGGAGCUUUCAAGCCCACAGAGGAGCUAAACCACAGCGACCAGGAAAGGGCUAAUUCAUCCCGUUACACUGGGGGGGGGUUCUUUGGGAUACAAGAGGUUAAUCUUAGGGGAACUGUGUGUGGGGAAGAGACCCAUGGAAUCUGGGAAUCCACAAGAGCCCAAAAAUGGGGAAGGCAGGCAAUGAUCUCAAGCCUUUUUAAGGGCUGAAGUUUGGAAUGCAGUAAAAAGAAACAGUGUAGGAAUAGUGGAAAACUACCACCACCAAAAAUAAAUAAAAUAAAAAUAGGAGGAAUUUCCGUUAGUGUUUGGAGGGACACAGAGCAAGGUGGAGAAACGGUUCAGUUGGAACCCAGCGAACUCCAGGCCAGUUUCUUCCCUUCCUUGGGAGCUUGUUAAACUUCAAGUGCAAGCAGAUCCCGCCCCAGACUCUCACGAGCUGAGUGGAGUCACCUUUUCCCCAGCACAGCUGGAAAUGUCUACUCUGAGAGGCCUCCACCAUGAAGGGGGCCUCCCUCACAAUCUCAGGUCUCACGAUCAGGUUUUUGGUUUUGGGGUUUUUUGUUUUGUUUUGUUUUUCCUCCCUGCAAUCUAACUGCCACCAUACUUGCUUCAGUGGCAGCAAAUUUCCUCCAAGUGCUGUCCUCAAUAGAGAGGGAGAAUCGCUGCUAGUCGACCUCCAAAGAAUAAAUUCCUUCAGAGACUCAAGGCUUGUUGCAGGCUUGUCCUCCCUGACUUCUCUGUGGCCAACAAGGGACAACAAGAUGGCAGAACAGAAAGUUUUGAUUGACCAGCAACCUGAUUUCCCACCUCAGCCUUUCAUGUGGCAAGGAUGAGCCAACUCUCCGACUGGACCAGAGUCCCUCAAGAGUCCAACGGAAGCCUAGCCACCUUCCCCAUCCAGUACUUGAGCCUGUCGGAGACGGGAAUGACCCAGCUCCAUCUUGGCCUUGGGAAGGGACAAAUUCCAUCCCCUUAGCUCCUCUCUUAGCCUGAAACCUUCAGAGGGAAAUGGAUGAGGAGAAACGCGGUCCUGCCAGGCUCAUCUGUCUUCACGCCACUCAGUGUGACACACUUCAGAAAUUCAGCCAAGCCUGCUCACGUGACUGCAGCUUAUGACCAAGGAGAGAUGAUCACCAGGUGGAAUGGGUGAAAUUUUUGGCAAGAAACAGCUGCAGCAAGGAGCCUAUCCACCCCCAGCCCUGGAGUCCCUUCAAGAUGGGGCAGAGAGGAAGUGCUGCUCCCUGACUCCAUGUUGACACCAGUGACACACUGUCUUGGAAUAAUAGGAUCAAGAUGCCAGGUGAGGGGCCCUUCAGGAGAUGGGUACCCAGAAAAGGGAUGCCCUAACAUUCCUGCAAAGUUGUGUGGAGGAGAAACCUCUAAUUCCAUUACGUAAAGGUUCUAAAGGCGAAAAAUCCUUCAUCCUUUCAUCUAUCCUGCCCCCCAAAGGAUUGAAUCUAGAACAAUGUGGGAGAACCACCCCCUCCCCACCCAGCCUGCUGGGGAGGCGAGGCAGGCCUUCUAUGGCUGUGGGGAAAGGGGAGCCUUGAUCGCAGUCACAAAAAGCCCCCACUUACCCAAGUGCCAGGUAAAAGCCCACCACCGCGGGAGGGAGCCCUGCCUGCGGGUCUCCAGAUUGACAAAGGUCAACAAAUGGGGGACAGUCCCUAAGACAAAGAGGAGAAAGUCCUCUGAGUCUAAGCCUAUAAGCCCUCUAAGAUGGUAACAGAAGUCAAGUUGUAGAGACAAAUUUAAAGCUAGAAGCAGAUUCCCUCAGAUAGAAGUCUGAGAAUCUGUUCCCAAAAGCGUGCUUGGGGAACAGCUUUUGGGGUUCAGAGGCCAGUCUGGGGGAAGGUGGUCAGUGUAGUCGAGGAGACUGUAGCCUGUUGAGAACUAGAGUGUAGCGUACUUAGUAGGAUGCUCGCAUGUUGUGGGGACAGGUGACAGCUGAAGGUCGACCCCGGUGCCAAAUGAACCAUGUAGACAAGGCUGGUGGGAUCUGGGGCUUCCUACUAGGAAACAGAAUGGGGGACCCUGAGUGAAGCCUGCCCUCUUGGCUGCCUACUUCCCAGAGCCAGCUGUAUGUUAGGAGGAUCCGCACUGAGCAGGUUGUGGCGCCCAGCAUCUGUCCAUCCGACCAGUUCAGGCACAGAACCAAGAGAACCGAGUCUGCAAGGUGUAAUGAAUGUAGUCAAACCCUCCUCCCCACCUCUGGGCUGGGCCCCAAGUGCUGGGGGGGGGUAGGGGUGGGGGCGGGAGGAUCCCCACAGCCAGUAGCAGAGCCAUUGGUGAAAGCAGAGGGAAGGAGGGACAAAUUGAUCUCCGCUUAGGGUGCAACUUGAAGCUGCUGUGGAUGAGGAGGUCAGAUGGGAACUGGGUGUGAAUCCUGAAUGGGGGAAACUUGAAACCAUCAUAACCCUGAGAUGGGGGUUCCUGUGGCACUCCCCCUGAGGUGAGCAGUUCCCAGACUCCUUUGCUCUUAUAACAAGGGAACUCCUGCUCACCUGACUUGUCCCCCAGGGAAGUGGAGAGGCCCCACUUUUGAGUGUUAUGUGUCGAUAAGUGUCGUGUCACCGGUGGUCAUGUUGAUUAGUUGAAGAGA